ACAAUGUUUUGAGUGAAAACAGCUUUCAGGAUUGGAUGGGAUACAAGCUUUCAACCCCUAGGGUGGGCUACUUCUUCAACUGCUGCUUUAUCCCUCUGAAGAGAGAAAACAAGAGGGGCCAGAGAGAGAAAGACAGACAGAGAGAGUCCAAGCAAGGCUGGGAUUGAGGACUGCACAAGACAGUGACUCGCCAUGAAUAAAAGCAGUUGGGACUAGCAACCGCUGAAGCUUCCCUCCCCUUCUGCAACGAUGCCAAGAUGGCGACCAAUGAGGGAGACAAGAGUCCACUGUUCCACACUCAUUCUUUUGACCGUAAUGAGUAUACCAUCCAGCUGUUCUUUGGGGCAAGUCUUCCUGAUCAAGCCCAUCGUAACGCUGGAGUCUGUUACAGCCGCUGGAGAAGAACAGACGGACGCUCUUCCGUCCCAGAAGAGAGAAGCGAGACUACGAAAAUUUCGAGAGUUACAUUUCAAACGGAAUGAAGCCCGCAAGCUCAAUCACCAGGAGGUUGUGGAGGAGGACAAGAGACUGAAACUCCCCGCUAACUGGGAGGCUAAGAAAGCCCGGCUGGAGUGGGAGCUCACAGAAGAUCAAAAGAAAAAGGAAUGUGCUGCCAGAGGGGAGGACUAUGACAGAGUGAAACUACUGGAAAUCACUGCUGAUGAUGCAGAGCGGUGGGAGAGGAAGAAGAAGAAGAAGAACCCAGACACAGGAUUUGCAGGUUAUGCCGAGGCCCAAUUCCGACAGUACCAGCGACUCACCAAGCAAAUGAGACCAGACCUGGAAAGCUACGAGAAACAGAGGGAGGAAUAUGGUGAGGACUUCCACCCCACAUCCAAUAGCCUGAUCCACGGCACCCAUGUCCCCACAAAGGACGGCAUUGACCGCAUGGUGGAAGAUGUUGAGAAACAGAUCGAGAAGCGGGCCAAGUACAGCCGACGCAGGGCCUACAACGACGACGCGGACAUCGACUACAUUAACGAGAGGAACGCCAAGUUCAACAAGAAGGCGGAGCGUUUCUACGGCAAAUACACAGCAGAGAUCAAACAAAACUUGGAGAGAGGCACGGCUGUCUAGUGGGUCCAGUCUCCUCAGUGGACGUGUUCACUGCUUCUGUUUUCUCUUCAUGUAGGAGACGUGGAUGCAAUUCACAGUUCUUGCAGAAAAACAGGAAUACAAAAUUUGUAUUAAAAGGUAAAAUGGACUUUGUACUGUCAGGUGUGUUUUUUUUUUUUUUGUUUGUUGUUUUUUCUCCAUCCUAAAGAUAAUUCAAUUAUUUGUAAGAUGUGUAAUGUGUGGUGUUCUUUGUACAGCAUUAGAAGUUAUGAUUAUACUUCUUUAUUUUUAAAUAAACGACUUCCAAUUAUCCGGC
Molecule: messenger RNA, 1372 nt
Organism: Micropterus dolomieu (smallmouth bass)
Lineage: Eukaryota; Metazoa; Chordata; Actinopteri; Centrarchiformes; Centrarchidae
Gene: syf2
Product: SYF2 pre-mRNA-splicing factor
Exons: 9
Coding region: 250-1077 (275 amino acids)
Cellular component (GO): catalytic step 2 spliceosome; post-mRNA release spliceosomal complex; Prp19 complex
Source: RefSeq, a predicted model, not a curated record